Messenger RNA from Chionomys nivalis (European snow vole), 257 nucleotides. RefSeq names its product protein transport protein Sec61 subunit gamma-like. The coding region runs from base 51 to 257 and encodes 68 amino acids. The transcript has a single exon. Lineage: Eukaryota; Metazoa; Chordata; Mammalia; Rodentia; Cricetidae. Gene Ontology annotation, biological process: protein targeting; post-translational protein targeting to membrane, translocation. Gene Ontology annotation, cellular component: Ssh1 translocon complex; membrane. Gene Ontology annotation, molecular function: transmembrane protein transporter activity. The record is from RefSeq and is a predicted model, not a curated record.
UCCUAAGCUACGUGUCUUUGCCUUCUCAAGCCGCCGUCCCGCAAUCAGUCAUGGAUCAGGUAAUGCAGUUUGUUGAGCCAAGUCGGCAGUUCGUAAAGGACUCAAUUCGGCUGGUUAAAAGAUGCACCAAGCCCGACAGAAAAGAAUUCCAGAAGAUUGCCAUGGCCACAGCCAUAGGAUUUGCUAUCAUGGGAUUCAUUGGAUUCUUUGUGAAACUGAUCCAUAUCCCUAUUAAUAACAUUACUGUGGGUGGCUGA